AUGGCUAUGACGUAUAACAUGGCUAGACAGCCUAUUGAUGAUUCUGGUAUUUCUAAGCUUAUUCGCAAUUCUUGUACUUCUAAGCCUAUUGAUGAUUCUUGUACUUCUAAGCCUAUUGAUGAUUCUUGUAUUUCUAUGCCUACUCACGAUUCUUGUACUUCUAAGCCUAUUGAUGAUACUGGCAUUUCUAUGCCUACUCACGAUUCUUGUUCUUCUAAGCCUAUUGAUGAUUCUGGUAUUUUUAUGACCAUUGAUGAUUCUUGUAUUUAUAUGCCUAUUGAUGAUUCUGGCAAACCUGACACAAUUCCAAGAGUCCUAUCAACCGGAACAGUCUACCCUGGGAAUCUGUUGACAGAAAGAUCGAUAGAAGAUGGAAUAGCGACAGAAGUCAAAGGCUCAAAAGUGGGUGAAGAUAUAAAAGUCAAAGACUCAAAAGUGGGUGAAGAUAUAAAAGUUAAAGGCUCAAAGGUGGUUGAAGAUAUUAAAGUCAAAGGCACAAAAGUGGGUGAAGAUAUAAAAGUCAAAGGCUCAGAAGUGGCUGAAGAUAUAAAGGUCAAAGUCUCAAAAGUGGCUAAAUAUAUAAAAGUCAAAGGCUCAAAAGUGGCUAAAGAUAUAAAAGUCAAAGGCUCAAAAGUGGCUGAAGAUAUAAAAGUCAAAGGCUCAAAAGUGGGUGAAGAUAUAAAAGUCAAAGUCUCAAAAGUGGCUGAAGAUAUAAAAGUCAAAGGCUCAAAAGUGGCUGAAGAUAUAAAAGUCAAAGGCUCAAAAGUGGCUGAAGAUAUAAAAGUCAAAGGCUCAAAAGUGGGUGAAGAUAUAAAAGUCAAAGGCUCAAAAGUGGGUGAAGAUAUAAAAGUCAAAGGCUCAGAAGUGGUUGAAGAUAUAAAGGUCAAAGGCUCAGAAGUGGCUGAAGAUAUAAAGGUCAAAGUCUCAAAAGUGGGUGAAGAUAUAAAAGUCAAAGGCUCAAAAGUGGGUGAAGAUAUAAAAGUCAAAGGCUCAAAAGUGGGUGAAGAUAUAAAAGUCAAAGGCUCAGAAGUGGCUGAAGAUAUAGAGGUCAAAGUCUCAAAAGUGGGUGAAGAUAUAAAAGACAAAGGCUCAGAAGUGGAUGAAGAUAUAAAGGUCAAAGUCUCAAAAGUGGCUGAAGAUAUAAAAGUCAAAGGCUCAAAAGUGGGUGAAGAUAUAAAAUCAAAGUCAAAAGUCAAAAUGGCUGAAGAUAUAAAAGUCAAAGGCUCAAAAGUGGCUGAAGAUAUAAAACUCAAAGGCUCAAAAGUGGGUGAAGAUAUAAGUGUCAAAGGCUCAAAAGUGGCUGAAGAUAUAAAAGUCAAAGGCUCAAAAGUGGGUGAAGAUAUAAAAGUUAAAGGCUCAAAAGUGGGUGAAGAUAUAAAAGCCAAAGGCUCAAAAAUGGGUGAAGCUUGGGGUCAAAAGGAUGCUGCUGACGCUUUUCCGUAA
Macrobrachium nipponense is the source of this 1443-nucleotide messenger RNA. Its product is annotated as vesicle-associated protein-like. The record is from RefSeq and is a predicted model, not a curated record. Gene Ontology annotation, cellular component: microtubule. The transcript is spliced from 5 exons. Bases 1 to 1443 code for a protein of 480 amino acids. Gene Ontology annotation, biological process: microtubule cytoskeleton organization. Lineage: Eukaryota; Metazoa; Arthropoda; Malacostraca; Decapoda; Palaemonidae. Gene Ontology annotation, molecular function: calmodulin binding; microtubule binding.